This is a messenger RNA of Nothobranchius furzeri (turquoise killifish), 4949 nucleotides long. RefSeq names its product bromodomain and PHD finger containing, 1 (gene brpf1). Gene Ontology annotation, biological process: regulation of transcription by RNA polymerase II. The record is from RefSeq and is a predicted model, not a curated record. Gene Ontology annotation, molecular function: protein binding. NCBI's taxonomy places the organism in Eukaryota, Metazoa, Chordata, Actinopteri, Cyprinodontiformes, Nothobranchiidae. Gene Ontology annotation, cellular component: MOZ/MORF histone acetyltransferase complex.
CUGUUUUGCGUGGCGAAUGUGUCAAUCCGCCUCCACGGCUAAGCGUUACAGUAAUGGUUGCCCCUUUUGUUCAGCCGAUUUACUAAAUUAUUCCCCACACAAUGAAAUUAUAUGGACGCGAAAUUGUUCCAUGAAAACGUUUCAAUGUACCUAUGCUUUCCGUGGCCUCAUCUGGGACUAUCUAAUGAAUUAAAAUCGAUCUGCAAGCCGUCUGAGCUGCUGUCUGAGGUGUCCGAUGCGCGCAGUUUGCUUGAGGAACGUGCAGUAAUGUAAAGUUAAACCACACCUGGCCCUGAAGAGGCUGCUGGCGAGAUGGGACUAGAUUUUGAUGUGAAGACAUUCUGUCACAAUCUGCGAGCCACCAAGCCGCCGUAUGAGUGCCCUGUGGAGACUUGCCGGAAAGUCUACAGGAGCUUCAGUGGCAUUGAGUAUCACCUGUACCAUUACGACCACGACAAUCCAACCCCUGCUCAGGCCAUGCCCCAGAAGAAGAGAAAAGGACGGCCUCCUCGUGCCUCCCUGGCUGGCUCAGGGGAUACGGAUGAUGGUGGCGGCAAUGGAGGACCUGGUCUUGAAGGGACCACGCCAGGUAGCCCCAACCGGUCAGAGCACUCCCAGUCCCCUGGAAGAGAUGCCAUGACCUAUGCCCAGACGCAGCGCAUGGUGGAACUAGAAAUCCAGGGACGCAUUCACCGCAUUAACAUCUUUGACGACAUUGAUGUGGUUUCAGAGGAAGACAGUGAUGCAGAGGAUGCACCACCGUCGGGAACUGGUAGCUGUGGGGGAGGGGUGUGUAACGGUAGUGACAGUGGAGCCGGAGGCAGCGAAAUAGGAGGAAGCGGUAAAGACCGUUCAGAAAUUCCGUCCUCAAAUGGUGGAAAGGCCACCCCAAAGACUGGGAAGCACAAGAGUAAAGAUAAGAAGAAGGAUGGUUUAUCUCACCAUCACAACCCUCAAUCUGGUCUUGCAGUCAAGCUCCCAGAAGCCGUGUUCAGAGAGCUGGACCAAGAGAGGCCCGAUGCCCCACCCCGGCCUUUAUCCUACUACAGGUAUAUUGAGAAGUCUGUGGAGGAGCUGGAUGAAGAGGUGGAGUAUGACAUGGAUGAGGAGGACUACAUCUGGCUCGGCAUCAUGAAUGACAAACGGCGACGUGACAGCGUGACGCCCAUCCCUCAGGAGGUCUUUGAAUACCUCAUGGACCGCUUAGAGAAGGAGUCCUACUUUGAGAGCCACAACAAGGCAGACCCUAGCACCUUGAUUGACGAGGACGCCGUCUGCUGCAUCUGUAAUGACGGCGAAUGCCAGAAUAGCAAUGUAAUUCUGUUUUGUGACAUGUGUAACUUGGCCGUGCACCAAGAGUGCUACGGGGUGCCCUACAUCCCAGAGGGUCAGUGGUUGUGUCGGCGCUGCCUUCAGUCACCCAGCAGAGCUGUGGACUGUGCUCUGUGUCCUAACAAAGGAGGAGCUUUCAAACAGACAGACGAUGGACGCUGGGCUCAUGUAGUGUGUGCCCUCUGGAUCCCGGAGGUCUGCUUCGCUAACACAGUCUUUUUGGAGCCGAUUGAUAGCAUCGAGCACAUCCCUCCUGCACGCUGGAAGCUCACCUGCUACAUCUGCAAACAGCGCGGCUCAGGCGCCUGCAUCCAGUGUCACAAAGCUAACUGUUACACAGCGUUCCACGUCACCUGCGCUCAGCAGGCGGGGCUCUAUAUGAAGAUGGAGCCUGUCAGGGAGACCGGGGCAAAUGGGACCUCCUUUAGCGUCCGCAAGACGGCAUACUGUGACAUCCACACUCCCCCAGGAUCCGCCCGACCUUUAGGAGGAGUGGGCGGUGCCAGCAUGGGGUCGUCUAACAGCGAAGGGGAGCUGGAGGACGACGAUGAGCCCAGCCUUGGCCAGGACGAAGACUCCAAGGGGUGGAGUUCUGAACGAGCCAAGAGGGCAAAGGCCAAAUCCAGGCUGAAGAUGAAAAGAGCAAGGAAGAUCUUAGCAGAGAGGAGAGCCGCUGCCCCAGUGGUCUCAGUGCCGUGUAUUCCUCCCCACAGGCUCAGCAAAAUCACUAGUAACUUGACGGUACCCAGAAAAGGUCAGUUCAUGCAGAGGCUUCACAGCUACUGGACGUUGAAGAGGCAAAGUCGAAACGGCGUGCCCCUUCUGCGCCGGCUUCAAACCCACCUGCCCUCACAGCGGCACGCAGACCCACUUCCUCCACAGCCCUCAGCACAGCUCCCUCCGAGGGACAGCAAGGAGAAACAGAGCGCUUUAAAAGAGCAGCUGAAGGCAUGGCAGAGACUGAGGCAUGACCUGGAGAGAGCGCGGCUGCUGGUGGAGCUCAUCCGCAAGAGGGAGAAACUCAAGAGGGAGACGAUUAAAGUACAGCAGAUGGCGCUAGAGAUGCAGCUGACUCCCUUUCUGGUGCUUCUGAGGAGUACGCUGGUGCAGCUACAGGAUAGAGACACAAACAACUUUUUCACUGAGCCCGUUCCCCUAGAAGAGGUACCAGACUACCUGGAGCACAUCGACACUCCCAUGGACUUUCAGACGAUGUGGAACCUGCUGGAGUCCCAUCGCUACCUCACGUUUGAGGCCUUCGAGGCCGACUUCGGCCUCAUUGUCAACAACUGUCUCAAGUACAACGCCAAGGACACCGUGUUCUACCGUGCCGCCCUGCGGCUCAGAGAGAUGGGCGCGCUGGUCCUCAGAGCAGCCAGGCGCCAGGCCGAACGGAUUGGCUUCGACUACGAGACGGGUCUGCACCUCCACCGAGACUCGAGCCCAGAAAGUCGGCGAGAACAUGAGAGAGAGAGGGAACGAGAGAGGGAGAGGGAAAGGGAACAAGACAGAGACCAUCAGUUGUCCUCAAAUGAAGAGGACCUGCUUUUGCCAGAGAACCGGCGGCGGCUGCCACUGGACGAGCAGCUGCAUUACCUGCAGGCGCGUCUGGAUGAGGUGAACUCAGGGAAGCACAGUAUUGGUCAGUCCCGCAGAGCUAAGGCCCUGAGAAAGGAAAUCAGCGUGAUAAGGAGGAAGAUUGCACACCAACGAGAAGGAAGCUCCCUCAUGGGAGUCCGGGACUCAGCAGGAGAACGGUGUCCAUCUCUCCCACAUCACUCUUCCUCUGCAGGACAUCACGAUGAGGGCGGCGAGAGCAGCAGCCAGGAGAUCGGUGGGAAGGCUCCAGAGGUUGGCCGUCGGACAUCUGUUCUCUUCUCCAAGAAGAACCCAAAAAUGUCUGGACCUCCCAAAAGGCCAGGACGCCCACCAAAGAACCGGGACCUUAGCUACGGCGGAGCAGGAGUGAGCCAGAGCCCCAUCGGCCCCCCACAGCUACCCAUGUUAUCAGGCAGGCAGAGGAAGAGGCCCCGCAGCCCCCACACCACCUCCAGCUCUGAUAGCGACAGCGACAACGAUGACCUGCUGCCAGGUUUACCAAGCAAUGGUUUUGAUACAGGAAACCAACCAGUAACCGAAAGCUUCCGUGUGUACAGAAAUGAGCCUCGUCUGCCUCGCUCCAGCUCUGACUCUGAGUCCACAACCAGCAGCAGCAGCAGCGCGGCGUCUGACAGAACCAGCACAACACCUUCAAAGCAAGGGAGAGGAAAGGCUUCGUUCUCUCGCUCCACCUUCCACGAGGACAGCAGCGAGGAAACGUCAGGAACAGAAAAUGACUCCUACUCAGUCGGAGGUUCACGGAGCGUCUCACAUUUGGUGCGUAGUCGGGACAGGUCUGGGUGCUGGAUGACGUCUGAUGACUACUCCUCACUGGAAGCACUGGACCUAGUGUGGGCCAAGUGCAGAGGUUAUCCUUCGUAUCCUGCCUUGAUCAUCGAUCCAAAGAUGCCCAGAGAGGGGGUGUUCCACCGCGGCGUCCCGAUACCUGUACCACCUUUGGAUGUGUUAAAACUGGGGGAGCAAAUGACCCAAGAGGCCCGGGAGCACCUGUUCCUUGUCCUUUUCUUUGACAACAAGAGAACCUGGCAGUGGCUGCCGCGCUCCAAGUUGGUACCGCUCGGUGUGGACCAGGAGCUGGACAAGGAGAAGAUGCUGGAGGGCAGGAAGUCCAACAUUCGUAAAUCUGUGUCAGUGGCCUAUCAUCGUGCCAUGCAGCACCGCAGCAAAGUCCAGGGGGAUCCAAGCAGCGAAACCAGUGACAGUGACUGAAUACUAAAACACAGAAAUCUUGCUCUGGGUCUCCCUAGUGUUCAGUUACUCUAACCUUGUAGAGAGCCAGACCUCAUUUCACAAGUAACAAUAAAACAAUAUCAGCAGCAAAAGGUGGGGAGACAGCACACACCCACUAUUUUGUUCCCAUCAUGCACACUAAGCCAUAUUCAAUCAGAUAUGUAAAAAUAUUGUAUUUAAGAAAAAUUUUAAAGUCCUAAUAUUGGUGGGAAAAUAUGUUGAGAGCCGUCAAUUGAAUAAUCAUCACAAGUGUUUUUUAUAUGUUUAAAACUAAAUGAGAUUAUGGUUUACAAAGUCAAAAAGGUAUUAUAGUAUAAUGCAAAUCUUCCCCCAUUGUUUAACACACACACACAGCCUCACAGGUACAUGUAUACAGGGAAAAGCGUGUAUCAUGUACGGUAAACGACACAUGCAUGUAUUAACAUUAAUCAUCCACUACUUCAGAAGUGCAUAAACAGAGACGGGGGCAACCAAGAGUACUGUAACUUAUUCCACAGACUUUUUAUUAACAAGCUCAUUUCUUCAUGAACUACUUCUGAUCACUCCAGCUGCACAAAGCAUUUACUGUGCAGGUUUAUUUUUAUUUUUUUAAACAGUUUUGUUAAUACGUAACGUGUCACACUGACUGUGCAUUCAUAAUGAGAACUAAACUGAAACACCUUUUCCUUAUGUCUGUUUUAGUCUCAGGCUCAUCGCUGUAGAACUUUUAUAUGAAAAUACAGAUUGCAUACAAACUACAGGUUUAAUAAAAUCAUUUUUAAGAAUAA